UCCACUCGCCACUGCUCCAUUUUGUAAAUUGUUUUACAAAUAAUUGUGUGUUGCUCGUUGUCGGGACUCGGGUAUCGCGCGUUUCGUCUACGUCCUCAUUACAAAUAUAUACUAUCUGUGGUCCUCAUUUCCUUUUGUGUUAUGUUUUGGUUUUAUUGACACUAGCACUUGUACAUUCGUUUUUGAUUUUUCUGAUCUAGUGUUCUCGUUAGUGCACAAUGACUGUGGUGUGAAUAAGCCAGACAAUUCCUCGUUUGUCUGUUUUGUUGAGAGAAAAGAUUCAACAUAAACGGUCACCAUGGUGCAGGAGUACGUGUCCCCCAUAAGGGUACAUAAGUAUCCUUUCGAAAUGGUUAUGGCUGCGUACGAGCGGCGUUUCCCGAGCUGCCCGCAGAUCCCGGUGGUGCUGGAGUGCGCCAUCACGGAGGACAGCUGGUCCGCCGACGACUCGCAGCGCCACACCACGCGCCGCUGCCAGCUCAACGUGGAGGCGCCGUAUCUGCUCAAAAAGAUGAUCGGCGUGGACUACGUGUACUUCAUCCAGAAGAACCACCUGGACCUUCGCGGGCGGGUGCUGGAGAUCGAGGCCACCAACGAGACCUUUGCCGCUCGCGUCGGCGUUGUCGAGAAGUGCAAAUACUAUGUGCACCCGGAGAACAGUGAGUGGACGUGCUUCGAGCAGAGCGCGCUGCUCGACGUCAAGAACUUCUUCGGUCUCGAAAACACAGUGGAGAAGAUUGCCAUGAAGCAGUACGCCGCUAAUAUCUCCAAAGGCAAGGAGCUGAUCGAGGUGUUCAUGAAGGAGGUGGAGGCGGAGGGCGUGGAGUCGCUCCGGCCGUGGUGCGCCGACGAGCCGGCCGCCAACCGCGCGCUGCGCCGUGUCGUCUCGCGCAACACCGAGCCGCUGUCGCCGAGGCCGGUGCACGAGCCGCGGAAGCACUCGCAGCCUGUUGCAGACACGUACGCGCUGGACAGCGAGUACAUUAAGAAGUAUCUGGGUGAGCUGACGCCGCUGCAGGAGUCCCGCCUGCUGCACUUCCGCAAGUGGAUAGCCGACCUGCAGAAGGGCAAGGUACCGAGCGACGCGACGCUGCUGCGGUUCCUGCGCGCGCGCGACUUCAACGUGGAGAAGGCGCGCGAGAUGCUGUCGGCGUCGCUGCUGUGGCGCAAGCGGCACCAGGUGGACCGCCUGCUCGCCGACUACCGCCCCCCGGAGGUCGUCACCCGCUACUUCCCCGGCGGCUGGCACCACAGCGACAGAGACGGUCGGCCGUUAUACGUGCUGCGGCUGGGACAGAUGGACGUCAAGGGUUUGCUGAAGUCCAUCGGCGAAGACGGACUGUUAAAGCUGACGCUGCACGUCUGCGAAGAAGGUCUCCGACUACUCGAGGAGGCGACGGCCUCACGCGUUAAUAACGGCGAGAGCGCGGUGCGGGCUUGGUCCCUAUUAGUGGACCUCGACGGCCUCAACAUGCGUCACCUCUGGCGGCCCGGCGUGCGAGCGCUGCUCCGCGUCAUACAGAUAGUCGAGGCGAACUAUCCGGAGACCAUGGGCAGGGUGCUGAUAGUGCGCGCGCCGAGAGUCUUCCCCAUACUGUGGACUAUUGUCAGCACGUUUAUAGAUGAGAACACCCGCAGUAAGUUCUUGUUCUACGGCGGCAAGGACUAUCUGCAGCCGGGUGGGCUCCUCGACUACAUAGACAAGGAUCUCAUACCGGACUUCCUUGGCGGGCCCUGCAAGAGUUUCGUGCACGAGGGGGGGCUGGUGCCGAAGAGCCUGUAUGUGAGCGGCGCGUUCACGGAGCGCGGCGACCCGCUGUGCGACGACAGCAUCUACACUUCCGUGAGCUUGGGGAAGGGUCAGGUGCACGAGGUGAUCGUGCAGAACCGCGACCCGCAGAGCGUCCUGACGUGGGACUUCGACGUGCUGCGACACGACAUCUGCUUCAACGUGUUUCGCACCGCCACGCCGGUCGACCGCCCCGAGCGCGCCGCAGGCGCGUGCGCGGGGGGCGGGGAGGAGGCGGGGUCCGUGCUGGCGGUGCGCGGGUGGCGGGAGGGGGAACACUUCCAUCGCGUCGAGCCCGCGCUGCUCUGUCACGACGGCGAAAGCAUACAGGGCUCACACGUGAUGGCGGAGGUGGGCAGCUACGUGCUGCAGUGGCGAUGCGACGCGCUCGACCCCGCCCCCCGCGCCGCACAGCUCAUGUACUUCUACGAGACGCUCGCCAGCCACCACUACAGGGGUUCCAUGUCGAGCCUGCAGUCCGGCGUGAGCGGGUUCUCGUGCCUGAGCGGCAAGUCCGCCACUAGCUCGUGCCCGUCGCGGUGAUCCUACGCCGUCCCCGGCCCCGCCCCCGCGCAGGCCACGCCCUCGCCCGGGGAAUCCCCGCCGCUGUUGCAGUGCUGAGUUGUGGGAGUAAUUAUAAUGUUGUUACAUGGAGCCCCGCCCCGCACAAGACACGUCCCCUUUCGCGGAAUCCCUGCCGCUGUUGUGCUAACCGACGUAGUAUAUCGUGUCAUUUUAAAUGUUAGAUGAACUUACAUAUUGUAUGUUCAUUUAAUAUGAUGCUGUUUGCACACCUUUAGUUGUGUACCGCUAGGUAGACAAUACAAGAAACUGCAUAACAUAUUGUGGGACAGUAAAUCUGCCUGUCUCUUUUUCACGAUUCGCUAUUAGUGUGCAAACAGCCUGAGCGUUUCUACUAGUGGCGGUAAGUGAUCGGGUGAACAAUUCAACAUAGUGAUUAAAAAUCCUGAUGAAGUUAAAAUGUGUUGGUGUGUAGAACACAUCGUGCUAUAGAUAUAUUAGCACAAUUUUAUGAUAAGAUAAUUCGAACAUACUAGCUAAUAAUAAUGUUUCAAUACUAGACAAUAACUACAGCUAGCCCGUGCGACAUGCACCUCAUUUGUAUAACUGUUCUAUGACGAGAGCCAUAAACUUUGUUCGUACGGGUUAUAUUAUGACUAUUUUACUCUGAAAACGGACUUAGCACACUGCCCUGAGGCACCCCGAAACAUUUCGGGCCCGCAUUUUAUCACUAUAUAUUUACCUAUUCUGUAUAUUCAGUCUAAUGUCAAGACUCAAAACGACUUGCUAGCUUUUAUGCUACCGUCCUCGCUUAAACUAGCUUAAGAUCCUAUCACAAAUUAUUAUUAAUACUUCAACUACUUAUUAUAUCUAAGUACAUGUCUGGACUUCAGAAUAUUUUGUUAAAGUAAAUGUUACUUAAAAUGAACUAAAUUAAGGGACAGAUCUAGAAGAUUCUAGAAUCUAGCUCAUACUCAAGACCUAGAUUAGAAAUCCAGGUAAAUAUGUUUAUUCUUGGAGACCUAGGCCAUGCAGCUCAUUAUAGUGU
Molecule: messenger RNA, 3359 nt
Organism: Aricia agestis (brown argus)
Lineage: Eukaryota; Metazoa; Arthropoda; Insecta; Lepidoptera; Lycaenidae
Gene: retm
Product: protein real-time
Exons: 15
Coding region: 299-2332 (677 amino acids)
Cellular component (GO): cytoplasm
Source: RefSeq, a predicted model, not a curated record